Molecule: messenger RNA, 2794 nt
Organism: Poecilia reticulata (guppy)
Lineage: Eukaryota; Metazoa; Chordata; Actinopteri; Cyprinodontiformes; Poeciliidae
Gene: chst14
Product: carbohydrate (N-acetylgalactosamine 4-0) sulfotransferase 14
Biological process (GO): carbohydrate biosynthetic process; dermatan sulfate proteoglycan metabolic process
Cellular component (GO): membrane
Molecular function (GO): sulfotransferase activity
Source: RefSeq, a predicted model, not a curated record
UUCGCUUUUCAGGUUAGCGACCAUUUUUGAGGGUUUUAUUUUGAAAUUAUUUACGUGUAGAUGUGUUAAAAGUCAUCUACGAGAGAAAACUUGCAGAGAGGACUGAGAUGAGAUGUACUCCACCCAGUGUAGAGUAUAUUUAGAGUGGGUCCUCCACCGUUUAUGUGAAUACUUUUCCGGGAUUUUAUUGUGAUAGUCCGCACAGGAUUUUGGCAAAACGCGCUUGGAAACUUACUUCGAGCCUUAGAAUGGGUACGUGGUAGGUACCGAGUGGAAACUUCCACACAGAACUGCCAGCAUUUAAAAGUUAAAAAAAAAAAAAAAAAAAAGCUGGCGAACACCGGAGAGACGAGCAGGACGCGGUCAUGAUGCUUCCACGCAGACAGGACUACGGGAAGAGAAGGAGCGACGGCGUGCGGAGCGGCUCCGUUAUAAACUUCAGGAUCGCGGGGAGCCCGGGCUCUGUCCGCCGCAGCUCCGCCCUGCUGCCCUCGGUGCUAACCUUCCUGGUGAUCGUAGCCUCCGGAGGCCUGCUGCUCAUGAUAGAGAAAGGAAUGCUGAACAGCGUGGAGACACCUUCUCCCCGGGGCAGCGCAAGGCGGCUGGAGCUCAUCGGUGAGACCCGAAAACACGGUGCAGACGGCGCGGACGUGGACUCCCAGAUCCUCCAGGAGAUCCGCAACCGCACCAUCAGGACCAUGUGCAGCCAGAAGAACAUGCCCCACAGCGUCUGGUCCCUGAGUCCCCUGCAGAGGAAGACGGUGCUGCAGCACAUCCUGGUAAACGACGAGUACCGCUUCCUCUACUGCUACGUCCCCAAAGUGGCCUGCUCCAACUGGAAGAGAGUCCUGAAGGUCCUGAGCGGAGUCUUGGAGAGCGUGGACGUCAACAUCAAGAUGGAUCACCGCAGCGACUUGCUGUUUUUGUCUUCCCUGAAGCCCGAGGAAAUCCGCUACCGCCUCAAGCACUACUUCAAGUUCAUGUUCGUGCGCGAGCCCAUGGAGCGGCUGCUUUCCGCCUACAGGAACAAGUUCGGAGAGAUCGAAUCCUACCAGAAGAAGUACGGAGCGGAGAUCGUGAAGCGCUACAGGAAGGGCCGUGCCAAGGAUCCGUCCGUGACGGGAGACGAUGUGACCUUCGGAGAGUUUGUACGUUACUUGUUAGACGAGGACGUGGAGCGCAUGAAUGAGCACUGGAUGCCCAUUUACAACUUGUGCCAGCCCUGCGCCGUUUCUUAUAACUUCAUAGGCUCGUACGAGCAGCUUGGAAGGGACUCGGAGUACGUGCUGCAGCGCAUCGGCGCGCCGCCUUUUGUUCACUUCCCAGAGAGGCAAACGUGGUACAAACCCGUCACCACACAAACGUUACACUAUUACUUGUGCACUUUGCCGCAGAAGCUACUCAGGGAACUCCUGCCGAAGUACAUUUUAGACUUCUCUCUGUUUGCUUACCCCCUCCCAAACACAACCACUGAGCACUGCCGGCAUUAAUACGUAGUCCUUUUUCUGGUUUUUAAAUGUUUAUAUAUAUGUAUAGAAACUCAUUUUGUAUUAUUUUUAUUCCUAAGGAAAAAAAAAACAAUUAUUUUGAGAGAUGUUAAACAUGUACAGCUGAUGUCACACCAACCACUAAAGCUUCAAAAAGGUCAUUGAAACCUGUAUGAACUGUUACAGUAAAUAGGUCACAACUGUGUCAGCUUGAGUUCAUUACUGGCAUGGAUCUUAGUAAUUUAGUUAUUUUAAUUUGUCUGAACUGUUAUUCUUGUCAGGUUGGAAUGAUGAAGCAACAUUCAACUUCAAAGACAAAUUAAACAAACAAAUGUAAUAUAUUUUCACCAGCCCGCUAAUUAGCUAGCUGCUUGAAAUCAACUAGCUGUGGUGAAAUAUCUGACCAUUCUUCUAACAUGGAGUGUUAAAGUGGUUUUCUGGCAUAAACCUGACAUUAGCGUCAUCUGAAAACUCUCAGUAGGGCUGAGGUUGGAUUAUUGUACUGUCAGAAACUUGUAUCUUAAGUUUCAAACUAUUCGUUGAUUUGAGAAGUUUAAAGGUAGUUCACCUUUCAUCAAUAAUCCAUCUAAUUUGUGCCAUGUACCAGUACCCUUCAAAAUCAUUCUACCAUUUCUGAUAAGAGGACCAGAACUAUGCCAGAACCAUCUUGAUGGCUAUAAGUACCCCGUUACCAAGGUGCAGCUUGCUAAGAGACAUUUGACCAAAUAUUUCGGGAUGCAUUUUGUUCAACUUUGAACAUGUGUAGAUUAGGAAAAAAAAACAACUAAAAGUUCAGAUUUAUUUGCACCCAGUUCUGUUUUAAAAUAAAUUUUGGUGCAUGUUGUGUUACCAACUCUCUGCCAAAAACUAAAUUACAGAACUUUUGUACUUGUAAGCCAAUCUAAUGUUCUAAUCUUGGACAGCGAUGUCCCUCCCCUCCUCUUGGAGCAUUAAACUGUUUACCAUCUAAUGAAACUGAGAAUUUUUUUUUUUAUUACGUACACCAUUUCUUGUUUUGAUUUGUGAAUCCCUUUAUUUUACAAAUAAUUUAUUAAAAUAUAUAUAUAUAAAAAAAACAAUAUUAAGUAUAAUCCACAAAACUCAACAUUUCAAUACUUAAGUGCUUGAGGUUUGGAAUGCAUUUCAUUUUUAGACACGUUUGAUCUGCGAAUGUACCUGAUGCCAACGGCGUGCAAGUCGAGUUAGAAUAGAAAAAAAAAAAAGUUUCACAGCAGCUUCCACCCCUCCCCAUGUCCUGAGACAUUGUUUGAUUAAGUAAACUUUAGCACCACUGAGGUAUGCUGCAG